Molecule: messenger RNA, 1435 nt
Organism: Cryptomeria japonica (Japanese cedar)
Lineage: Eukaryota; Viridiplantae; Streptophyta; Pinopsida; Cupressales; Cupressaceae
Product: probable ribonuclease P/MRP protein subunit POP5
Exons: 4
Coding region: 496-957 (153 amino acids)
Biological process (GO): tRNA 5'-leader removal
Cellular component (GO): ribonuclease P complex
Molecular function (GO): ribonuclease P RNA binding
Source: RefSeq, a predicted model, not a curated record
UAACUCUAACUACAUAUCCUGACACCAUUCCUAACUCUAAAUACUGUCGAUGAGUGCAGCGCAGGGAGUUUGUAAGGCAUCCUGUAGCAUUUGCAACCUCUAGCGCGAACCAGACUGGGAGUAUCGAACAUAUGGUGAUUGCCGCAGAUUGAGUAUAGAUUCAGGAUCCCUAUCGUAGAGAUUUCCUGGGUGUGCUGAUGCGUGAGGAUCCUCUGUUCAAGUGCGUGGAGUUUCAAGCCCACGAUAUUGGCAAUAAAAUUAUUACAGCGUCAGAUCAAGAAAUCACUAAUUGCUUAGCUGCUGCGGCUAAGUGUUCCAGUUCAUCAUCGUUUACUUCAGUGUUUUGAACAAGCCUGGACGCCGCUUCUCCACUUUCCUGUGCAUACGCGAUAUUUGGUAUCAUUUCUGUAGAGAUACACGGUGAAGAAGUCUGCCCAAACAAACAUCGAGGCUGCUCAUUAAGUACACACUUCCAUUUUUAGCAGUUUUCCACCAAUGGUUGUAUUCAAGCAUAGAUACAUGUUAUUUGAGAUAUUUGUGAAUCUCGAUAGAGAAGGAAAAGGGGAGGAUGAGGUUACAUUCAGUGAACAUGGAAUUACUCUAGCCAUCAAGCAGAGCUUGGAAGUUAAUUUUGGGGAAUAUGGACUAGCAGCCUCUCUUAAUCGUCUGCAAGUUCAAUAUUUCAAUCCAAUUACAAAGUUGUGCGUUGUCAGAUGUUUGCGAAGGGAACACCAGAAAGUUUGGUGUGCAAUUACUUUAAUUACAAGCAUUGGACGCUGCUCUGCUUUCUUUAAUUUGUUGGACUUGAACGGGAGCAUAAGGGCAUCCAGGAAAUACGCUCUUAAAUAUGACAAAGCAAAAUUCGAACAGUAUAAGCUCAUGCAGGGAGAUAGACAAUCCGAGGAGACUCUUAAACUUGUAUAUAAUUGUUUUGAAAAACUUAAAAAUCUUGCCUAGACUAGAUUGAAACAUAUAUUAUAGUUUGUAUAGGAUAUUUUUCUAAUAUUAUGCCAUGUUUAGUAUCUGAUGCUUUCCAAGAGAUAUAUCUUCGAAAGGCACAAUCGCCUGGACACAUCUGGAGGAGGGGAGAAAUGUUUGGAUGUUCUGAUACUUUUGUAUGCAAAUAGCAUGUGAGCUUUGAAGAAUUGUUCUCUUACAUACGGCGAAGCAAAUUGGAACCAAUAACAUUAAACACAGGAAAUCAACUAUUUGGCAGCUUCCACCAUCUUGCAUAUACACUUGAAAAGUUUUACUGGAGCAGGCUUUUGAAUUGACAAGUUAUUUGAGUGGUAUAUAACUUGUUAUUUCAAAACAAAAGAUGAAAGGCCCCUUAAACCGUCAUUAAACUCCCAACUUAUAUUUGACCACUAAAUAAUGUGAUCUGCAAUUUUAUGGUCAAUGAAUAUUGCAACAUGUAUAUGCAUAGUUGUGACCU